Molecule: messenger RNA, 2293 nt
Organism: Cynoglossus semilaevis (tongue sole)
Lineage: Eukaryota; Metazoa; Chordata; Actinopteri; Pleuronectiformes; Cynoglossidae
Gene: ostn
Product: osteocrin
Exons: 6
Coding region: 216-818 (200 amino acids)
Biological process (GO): hormone-mediated signaling pathway
Molecular function (GO): signaling receptor binding
Source: RefSeq, a predicted model, not a curated record
GAAAUUCCACACUCACACACACACACACACUGUUUGGAAAAGAAGUACAGGACAUGAUGUCACAGGAGCGAAGGCAGCUGAUUGGACAGCAGAUUCCCGGGCAGCUGCUAUAAAACCUGAUAUGAAGCCACGAGAAGACGAGACAACACAGAAAGACAGAGAGAUACAGAGACGCUCCUCCUCCUCGUCUUCAUAGAGUCCACUGCACACUCAAGAUGACGUCCUGCAGCUGUCUGCUGUUCACCUGCCUGCUGUUCAUCACUGUGCUGCACUGCAGCGUCAACAGCUUCAGAGUCCAACAUCAGGUUAGACACACACACACACACACACAUCCUAUCAAAUCACUGAAGCAGCCAAACCGCGAAACAGCCCCUCCCCUCAGCCCACGGGCAGACAGGAAGUCAGCCUGUCGGGGUCAUGAUGUAAGAGGUGAUGGCGUCUUGACAAAAUCAGAAAAAAAAAAAAAAAAGAGUUUGCUAACUCUGUACUUGGUCUGUGUGUCGCAGCAUGUGGACCGGUCCUUGUUCAGGCCUCUUGUGGCUCUGAGACCUAAUCCUGCAGGAGUGAAGAGGGAACGGGGAGCGGCGAAGCUGCUGCGGAUGGACGACCUGGUGAGGAUGGAGAACGAUGUCAUGGAGCCAAAAAGAAAAAGGAGUUUCCCUGGCAACAGCUCACCACUGGACCGCCUGUCAGUCAGCUCCAUGGAUAGCAAACAGCCAACAAACAAGCAGAGCAAAGUCGUGGAGUUGCCACGACGACGAGUCAACCCUCCGCCCAUUGACAGAAUUGGCAUGAGUCGUCUACCAAACAGAGGAUAGGCAGCGACUGAUCCAACAGAGAGCCUGGCCCUCUCAGUAGCUCUCCCCUCUGACCUGAUUAUCCAGCACUGACACAUUUUGACAAAGCCAGUCACAGACUGGCAGUAACCUGCUAGAACACGCCCCCUUACCUGCACAUCACCUGUCGUUCACAUGUCUAAGGCCCCUCACAGCAAUGAAUGUUCCAUAAUGAUGCAUUCAGGUGCUGUUCUGUACAUUUAUUUUACGCAGGACCAUCAGGACCAAAGAAAGAUUUUAUGAGACAAUGAAAGGCUUUUCUAUUCACACCUGAUCCAAUUCCAGGUCAGGGUUCACCGCUACACAAAGUCUUAAGACCAAACAGAUAAAAACACAGCAUUAACUGAUAUUCACAUUUAUUUACAUUUAACAGUGUGACUGUGUGAGGAGUCGACCCAGAGUUAAUUGGACUGUGUGAUGAAAAAGUUGUUCAAAAGUUCCUGAUUAACUAAAAAUUAGCAUGUUAGCUGAAAAGAUAAACGCCAUCCGAGAAACAGCUGAAUAUUUGAAAAACACCCCAAAUAUAGAAGCAAACUGAGAGCCUACCUUUGUUUCAGUGGGUUAACAUUAAGGAUGCACUGAUCGUGAAAGUCCUGGGCCGAUACCAAAGUUUUUUCUUUUGUUAUUUAUGCCCUCUUCAGAGCCACAGAAACAUUACUGAACUGUUCUAAAAGUCUUUCAGCUCUUUAUUACACUAUUCUUGAAUGAGCACAAAUUCAAUUAGACAAAUGUAUAAAACCUUUAAUGUCAAUUCAGUUGACAUUUAAGGAUCAAUUCACAUGACAAGGUUUUUUCUGAAGAAUAACUUUAAAAACCGCUUUCAGACUGCUAACUGAUCAAUGAGAAGAUGUUUUCCUGUACUCCACAACAAAAUACACCAAGUGUAAAUGUAAAAACAAUCUGAAAAUAAUUAAAAUGUAUUACUAAGAUAAAUAUUGCUACUUUUCACUUUGUUCAUUUUCUUAUACUGAAUACAACAUUUUUUAACAGGCUGGAACUUGGACCAUCUUUAUAAAACAACACUGGACUGUUUCCAGUUUUUUUUGACAGUGAAGGUAUUGACAUUAAGGUUGUCAGUCAGUGUGGUUGCCAUGGCCAUUGUUCCUGAGGAAGGUGGGUGGAGGUGUGGGUAUGCAUGUGUAUGGGUGGUGUGGAGACAUAGCGAGAGAGACAGAGAAAGAGAAAGAGAGAGAGCGAAAGAGAGCGGAGGUAGGAGUUUUGCACAGUGAAUAUUACGAGUUGUUAUGUUGUUUCGGUGUUGACUACAGCCUAGAUUCACUUGGUAAUCAUUUUGUGCCCAGGAAUGGCAUACAAUUGUUUUUCAAAAUUGUAUCUUUUUUUGCAUGCUUCUCAUUAAAUAAGGGCAUUUAAAAAACAAUUUUUGAAUUAUUUUUUUAAAACAUUUUUAUCAAGAUCUGAACCUUUUGUGUAAUUUUUCUGGUCAAAUGCUAAUACAA